Dendrobium catenatum is the source of this 1575-nucleotide messenger RNA. RefSeq names its product elongation of fatty acids protein 3-like. Gene Ontology annotation, cellular component: endoplasmic reticulum membrane. Gene Ontology annotation, molecular function: fatty acid elongase activity. The transcript has a single exon. Gene Ontology annotation, biological process: fatty acid elongation, saturated fatty acid; sphingolipid biosynthetic process; fatty acid elongation, monounsaturated fatty acid. Lineage: Eukaryota; Viridiplantae; Streptophyta; Magnoliopsida; Asparagales; Orchidaceae. Bases 406 to 1320 code for a protein of 304 amino acids. The record is from RefSeq and is a predicted model, not a curated record.
GGGGAAAAAAAUAUAAUAAUAAUAAAUAAUUAAAAAAUAAACAUUUAUCACGGUUCCGGCGUACCCUCACUCGCGGUAGGCGGUAAUGCGAAACGUCCUCCACGCGUACACAGCAAUCGUCCUUCCUCUAUUUCUUCCAGGAUCGUCCCGCUAACGAUCGUUGCGAUCCACGAGAAGGAGAAGAAGGAGAAUCAAAGGUCCUCCUGACGACCGACGCCGUCUCCCCUCCCUCUCCUCAUUCAAUCCUCCAAUUAUGAAAACGCCCCCAAAUUCAUAACAACUACCUCCUCCCCCAUUAUAAAUCCUUCCAUUCACAACCCGAUCUCUCUUUCCUCAAACCGAACCCAACCAACCCAAACAAAUAAAAAAUCCGCAGCUUUGCCACAGAUAUCGAUCCGGAGCACUAUGGGAUCAAGGAAAGGCAUCACCUUUUACCUCGCUGAGCACCCUGCAAUCGUCGGAUUCCGUUGGUCGCCGGAGAAAUCAUGGGGAUCGACUUGGUCGUUUCUUAUCUACUCCAUCGCCCUCUACUACGCCGCCGCCCUGAUCCUUCACCUCCUCCUACACAUCUUCCGCCGACGCCGUCCCAUCCCCCUCGGCCCCAUCCCCGCUCUUCACUCCCUUGCCGUGGCCCUCACCUCCGCCACCAUCUUCCUGGGGAUCCUCCUCUCUUCCCUCGCAGAGAUCCGCGAUACGCGCUGGUUCUGGCGACGAACUCAGACCGCCACCCCGCUGCACUGGUUCCUCUGUUUCCCUAUCGGCACUCGCCCUUCAGGCCGCGUUUUCUUCUGGUCUUAUGUUUUUUAUCUCUCGCGUUUCUUGCAUUUAAUGCGCAGCUUCUUCUCAAUCCUCCGAAGACGACCAAACGCGUUCUCUCGUCUAUUUGCACAUUCUGCGCUGCUCUGUAUGUCAUUCCUCUGGCUUGAAUUCUCGCAGAGUUUUCAAGUUCUGGCGAUCCUGUCUUCCACGCUCGCCCAUGUGGUUGUCUUUGGUUACCGAUUUUGGGUCGGAGUAGGGCUGCCGGCGGCGGAUGGGGCGGGGUUUGUGGUGGUUCUCGGCUGUCAGCUGGCGGUGCUCUGCUGCAACCUGGUCUGCCAUUUUGGGGUGAUUCUAUUGCAUUUUGGAAGGGGAGGGUGCAGUGGAAUUGGGGCGUGGUUGUUCAAUUCGGUUCUUAACACGGGUUUGCUGUUUGUGUUUUUGAAUUUUUAUUUUCUGAAGAAAGGGAUUGAGGAGGAAGAUUUCGGCAACGGCCGGCAAGUAAAGAAGUUGAUCACGGCGUCGGAGGAGCCGCCACCGGCGGUGGAGAAGAAGGACCAGUGAAUUAUGCGGAAGGUAGAGGAGAUCGAAUUCUGGAUACGUUGAUUGGUAGAAAAAAAAAAAGUUUUUUUUUUUUUUGGAUCAAUUGAUUUUACAAAGGAACAUAUAGUAAUUGUAUACAUUGUGGAUGUAAUCGUCAUGUGAUUUUGAGAUUAAGGGGAAGAAAACAAAGGUCCCAUUUUGUAUAGAAUAAAAUGUGUUUUUGGUAGUUAUAUAUCUCUAUGUAAAAAAAUUUGUGAAUUAUUAUGAAAAAAAAAA